This is a messenger RNA of Microstroma glucosiphilum, 1775 nucleotides long. RefSeq lists its product as hypothetical. The transcript is spliced from 2 exons. The record is from RefSeq and is a predicted model, not a curated record. Bases 154 to 1656 code for a protein of 500 amino acids. Lineage: Eukaryota; Fungi; Basidiomycota; Exobasidiomycetes; Microstromatales; Microstromataceae.
CAUUCACCUCUUCCCAACUCUUGGCUCAGCUUAAGCUCAUGCUGCAUUUACAAUCGUUCCCAGUAGACAUCUUUACAUCUUCUCCUUCUUUCCUCGACCGGACAUAGACCAUCAAUUGCUUUCUCAUAUCGCGACAGCUGAUCAAGACGGGCAAUGUUCUCCAAGCUGCAGAGCAAGAUCAGCGGACUCUCUGUGAGCGGGGGAUCUUCUGAUGCGAAGAAUGACGAGGCUGGGAAGCUACCCGCUCUAGAUGCCAAGGUGGAGGAGGCGUUGAGGAAAGCGGGAGUACCGCUGAUUAGCUGUCAAGCUUGCCCCGCACCUUGUGAUCCUUCCCACCCAGAAGCAGACCCUUCUGAAAUCUUCGACGCAAAACUCCUCUCUGCCUGGUCUAAACAAGAAAUCGACUUUGACUCACCCAUGUUCCCCUCCAAUGGACCCUUUUUGCGGCAUGUCCUGGUCAGCACAGGCAAGCGGGACUGGCCGCAUGAUAUUGCCUCGGUGAAGGGGACUCUGGCUGAGCUGUAUAGCAAGUGGGCGGAGGAAGAGCCGAAGACCUUGGCAAGAAAUAGCGCCAUGAAUGGGAAUGGGAAUGGGAAUGGGAGUGAGGCAGAGGCAGAAGCAGGUCCAACGUUGCCUGCGGGGUGCUGGAGGACCAGUCCUGGUGCGCCUGACAGGCCUAGCAGACUGCUCAUUGGGAACAGCUCCCAAGUGAGCACCUCGCACCAUUCUCAUGGCCAGUCCGUCAUGCUUCUACCGGACUACGAGGUCCUCUGCGAUGUCCAGGACGCAACGGGCAGUACCGCCUCCUCCUCCUCUGCUGCCGAGACUGCAGCCCGGAACGCGUACGAAGCGUACGUCUCCCCUUCUGCUUCUUCAAACUCUUCCUCUUCUUCCGCCACCUCCAAUUCCCCGACUGCCCUUCGUGCAGCCCGCAAAGAUGGGGUGAGACGCUACGUCCUGCCCUACAAAGCCAUCGUUGUCCUCUGCUCUCACAAGAAGCGCGAUGCCCGCUGCGGGAUCAGCGCACCGCUCCUUGCAGACGUCUUUAGGCGACAUGCAGAAGCUGCUGGGUGGGAAGUGGACGAGAGGGGAGACGAUGUAGGUCAUCAUCCCUCUUCCUCUGCCUCCAGAGAAGACGAUGAGGAGAGCAGCCUUCAGUGGAGCGAAGAAGGGAUAGUGACAAACCGCGGGUGGGGGUACGUUCACGACUCGCCCUCCCCAACAGGGCUCACUCCGGACGAGCAAUCCCGUCUCUGGCGCAAGACCCUGCACGUCUCUUCUCCCUCCUCUCCCAUCGCCUCAGGCAGCAAUCUUCCCUCUCCGCCUGCCCCCACACUAGGCAUCUUUCAUACCUCCCACAUCGGCAAGCACAAGUAUGCUGGGAACGUCAUGGUCUACCUACCCAACCGGGCUGGCGUGUGGUACGGACGUGUGGACCCCUUGGGUGGUGGAGCGGGCCAGGUGUGGGAGCAGACGAUCCUGCAGGGGAGGGUCAUCCCAGAGUUUCUUAGGCUGGGGAUGAACCUUUGGCGAGGUGGAAAUGGGGGGAGGGAGGAGGAUCCUACCGAGGUGGUCACAGAGCAGGAGAGGGUGUCUGGGUCUACUGGCGAGAUAAAGGCGGCUGCUGGGGAGCAGCCUGGAAUUCUGCGGUGGUGAUCACCUCACCUCACACGGCGGAUCAGCUGCUCCAUUUCAAGCUCUUUAUCCGCCAAAAACAGCAACUAUUCAUAGACUGACAUACUGUACUGUACAAACAAAUCAUAUUGAUGUCCCUU